Messenger RNA from Boleophthalmus pectinirostris (great blue-spotted mudskipper), 852 nucleotides. RefSeq names its product C-type lectin domain family 4 member E-like. The coding region runs from base 1 to 558 and encodes 185 amino acids. NCBI's taxonomy places the organism in Eukaryota, Metazoa, Chordata, Actinopteri, Gobiiformes, Gobiidae. The transcript is spliced from 4 exons. The record is from RefSeq and is a predicted model, not a curated record.
AUGUCUGCGUUUAAUCUCGCUUCGCAGAUAGGAGGCACAGCGCCCACAGACGCCGCUCACGCUCCCGUCGGACUGCGCUGUGACGAGGCCUGGCUGCUCCACGGACAGAAGUGUUACCGUUUCUCCAACAUGAAGACGUCCUGGGACAUGAGCCGACAGCUCUGUGGAGAGAUGGGAGGAGAUCUGGUGAAGAUAGAGACCAGAACAGAGCAGCAAUUUCUGUUUGAGAAAAUAAAGGAGAUAAAUAAAUCUACAGAGGAAAUGUUCUGGAUGGGACUGAGCGACGCCGAGACUGAGGGGGACUGGAGGUGGACCGACGGAUCCUCACUCAACCAAAGUUUAGCGUUUUGGUUUGUGUACGGAUCUGCGAAUGAACCGGACAACUGGAUCUCUCCGCCCCACCCACAGGGGGAGGACUGCGCGUGGAUGGGGGUGAGGGUUUGGGCCACGGAGUUUCUGUCCUGGUUUGACGUUCCCUGCACCAUCACGAGCAGGUUCAUGUGUGAGAAACAACCGAGAAGAUCUGCAGACUUUCAGCAGAAACGAGAGCUAACUUAAAAGAUCCUGUUUUACAGCUCCAGGUCUGAAAUGAUCCACGUGAUACUAGUGAAGGUGUACAGAGUUUAAAAACAAAACAAAUGUGAUGCUAACUGUAAGCACUGCUCUGUCUGAGGCUUUAAUCUGAGCUUUUUAACCACAAUCACAGUUCAAUACAUGUUUUUGAAGCUUUGUAGAUCUCAAAAUAAGCGUGAAAUACUUUUAAUUUUUGCUCUUUUUUUCUGUUGUUUAUAAUGUAUAUGUAGUAUGUAUAUGACUGUCUUGGCACAAACAAAAUAAAAACAAAUAAAUCAA